Molecule: messenger RNA, 1104 nt
Organism: Spirodela intermedia
Lineage: Eukaryota; Viridiplantae; Streptophyta; Magnoliopsida; Alismatales; Araceae
Source: the annotation of a GenBank genome assembly
AUGCCGACGGAGAUUGAAAAUACCUCCGCCAUGACGGCAUCUAAUUCGGCCUCCGGAGAGGCGAGUAUUUCGUCGACUGGACAGCAGCCGGCCCCGCCGCCUCCGGCCGCUAAGAGGAAGCGCAAUCUCCCGGGAAUGCCUGGUAACGAGUUCGCCGAUAGAUCGCGGAUGAAUCCUGUCGCUCAGGAUUUGCCUCUUUCCAUUCGAGUUCAUCUAAUGCUUCUGUGUCUCGAUGCUAUGUCAGAUCCGGAUGCGGAGGUGAUAGUCUUGUCGCCGAAGGCGCUGAUGGCGACGAACCGCUUCGUGUGCGAGAUCUGCAAAAAGGGUUUUCAGAGGGACCAAAACCUGCAGCUCCACCGACGUGGUCACAACCUUCCGUGGAAGCUGCGGCAGCGCUCCGGCAAGGAGGUGAGGAAACGGGUCUACGUGUGCCCUGAGCCGACCUGCGUCCACCACGACCCUGCGAGAGCUCUCGGCGAUCUCACCGGUAUAAAGAAACACUACUCCCGCAAGCACGGAGAGAAGAACUACAAGUGCGAGAAAUGCUCGAAGAAGUACGCCGUUCAGUCGGACUGGAAAGCCCACACGAAGAUUUGCGGCACCCGGGAGUACCGCUGCGAUUGCGGCACUCUUUUCUCCAGGUAUUGUUCGUGUUUCCUCCUUUUUCGAUGUAUUCCGCCUCAGAACUGCGGAUUUCGCCUCCUCGUGACCUAAUCUCUCUCUCUCUCUCUCUAUCUCUCGAUCGGGCGCAGGAGGGAUAGCUUCAUCACGCACAGGGCGUUCUGUGAUGCGCUGGCGGAGGAGAGCGCAAAAGCGCAGGUAGCCGGCGGGGAGGCGGCGCCGGCGGCGAGACCUGGGCCGGGGGAGGCGGCGCCGGCGGUGAGACCUGGGCCGGGGGAGGAAGAGGAAAGGCUGAAGACGAUGACCUCGUCGUCGUCUUCCCCGUCUUCCGCGGUGAUCAAUACGGCUCUGCCUGUUCCGCGGUUGCCUCCGUCAGCCGAGCAGCCGCAGCAAGGUCAGUUCUCAGGCUGGGGUUCUGUCUCCUUCCCUCUCUUUUCUUUCGUUAUGUUUGUCGGAUCGAUCGUCGUCUCGAUAACGCAAUAG